AAAACUCUUUCAAACAUCUCCAACAUUCUUUGAUGCAGCUGUAAUGACUCUUAAACAUGUGAACAUUCUGCUAAUGAAGAGAACAAACAUCUCAAAGCACAUAUUUAUCAGCUUUAACGCAUUUUAUUUGGGGAAUUCGUAGUGAAAUUGGUCAAUCGGAAAACAUGGGAGCAUUAGCUUUCAGUUUGCUCACUGGAUCCUUGUAGUGGAAGUCCUGCAGUUCUCGACUCUGUGCUGCUGCUGCUUUUAUCAAUCAUCAAAAUGCUCAUCAUCAUCAUGUCUAAGUCACUACAUCAGUGGGGCAGUUCUCCCUCCACCCCUCACACCUACCCCACACCUGAGUUACCUGAAGCAGGAGCAGGAGUUCCACCCACUAACCCCAGUGCAUUGUGGGAAAAUAAAAUUAUUCGCCAUGCGUUCAUCAGAAAGGUUUAUCUGAUUCUGGCGUUGCAGCUGUUAGUGACAACCUCAAUCGUCGCGGUGUUCACGUUCAUCCCUUCAGUGCAUCUCUUCAUCAUCCGGAAUCCUGUGGUUUACUGGGCGUCUGUCUUAAUUUUUCUUAUCAUUUAUGAGUUGUCAGUCAUUGAUGUUAUGAGGAGAGGAUUUCCUGGGAACCUGAUUCUCCUGAUCAUAUUUACUCUCGCCAUGUGCUUUGUGGCUGGAACAACAUCGAGUUAUUUUGAGACGAAGACCGUGUUCUUGUUUAUGGUGGAAUUCACCUCCCGUCCUGGUUUGUUCUGUGUUCUGUGCAUUGUGCUUUUAAUAACAGGCAUCAUCACAGCCAUCGUCCUCUCCCUUCAGUAUAUUAAGUGGCUGUCCAUGCUGUACACUGCUCUUGGGGUCGUCUUUUUCACUCUGUUCCUGCUAUACAACACUUGGCUGUUGUUGGAGAAACGAAUUUAUGAGCUAAAACCGGAGGAGUACUUGUUUGGAGCUCUGACUCUCUACACAAUCACACCGACCUUCUGGUUCCUGAUGAGGGACACCAACUGUCUGUCUGUCUGAAACAAUGAAAUAAAA
Molecule: messenger RNA, 1020 nt
Organism: Silurus meridionalis
Lineage: Eukaryota; Metazoa; Chordata; Actinopteri; Siluriformes; Siluridae
Product: protein lifeguard 3-like
Exons: 11
Coding region: 262-1005 (247 amino acids)
Biological process (GO): negative regulation of apoptotic signaling pathway
Cellular component (GO): membrane; endoplasmic reticulum; Golgi apparatus
Source: RefSeq, a predicted model, not a curated record